Cladophialophora psammophila CBS 110553 is the source of this 1149-nucleotide messenger RNA. Its product is annotated as beta-lactamase. The record is from RefSeq and is a predicted model, not a curated record. The transcript has a single exon. NCBI's taxonomy places the organism in Eukaryota, Fungi, Ascomycota, Eurotiomycetes, Chaetothyriales, Herpotrichiellaceae. Bases 1 to 1149 code for a protein of 382 amino acids.
AUGUCUUCCAUUCAAGGACAUUGCGACGAGAAAUUCUACGAGGUUCAAGACCUGCUGCAGAAAUACAUCGACUCGGGCGAGGAACUGGGGGCUUCUAUCGCCGUCAAUUUGGACGGAAAGGAUGUGGUUGACAUCUGGGGAGGCUACGCCGACCAGGACCGGAAGCGACCGUGGGAAAAGGAUACCAUCACCAACCUCUUCUCGACCACCAAGACCAUUGCAGCGCUGGCGGUCCUCCUCCUGGUCGACCGGGGUGUCCUCAGGGUAAAUGACAAAGUGUCCAAAUACUGGCCAGAUUUCGCUGCGAACGGGAAGCAAGACAUCGAAAUCCGUCACAUUCUAUCUCACACCUCCGGGGUGGCUGGGUUUGACACUCCUCUGACGGUGGAGGAUAUUUGCGACUCACCCAAGGUCACGGCACUGUUGGCCGCGCAGGCUCCAUGGUGGAAACCUGGCACAGCAUCCGGCUACCACUCAUUCAGCCAAGGCUACCUGAUUGCAGAACUUGUCCGGCGAGUAACAGGCAAAUCUCUCACACAGUUCAUCACUGAAGACAUUGCUGCUCCUCUCGGUGCCGAUUUCCAGCUGGGAUGCUUGGACAAGGACGAAGACCGCAGGUCGGAUGUUAUCCCGCCCCCACCGGCAGGGCCUCCUCCCUUGGACCCUGCCUCGAUUGGGUUUCGAGUGGUGACAAACCCGCCCAUGAGAGCGGAUUUUGCAAACAGUGAGCUGUUUAGGAAAGCAGAAAUCGGAGCGGGGAACGGGCACAGCAAUGCUCAGGGAGUCAACCGGAUCUUGUCUGUCAUUUCCAUGCAGGGUCAAGUGGAUGGGAAACAAUUCAUUUCGCCAGAGACCAUCGACCUCAUCUUUCAAGAACAGUCCAAGGGCAUGGAUCAUGUUCUGGCCUUCGGAUCACCCAUCCGCUGGGGCAUUGGCUUUGCUCUUCCGGCUGAAGGGACCUGGAUUGACUGGUUGCCGUCCGGAAGAUUGUGCACAUGGGGUGGGUACGGUGGGUCGAUGGCGGUCAUGGACUUGGAUCGGAAGUUGACCAUUUCGUAUGUCAUGAACAAGAUGGACAAUGUUGGGCUGGGGUCGGACAAGGCGAGGGCAUACAUUGCCGCAGUAUAUAAAGCCUUGGAAGUUUCUUGA